AUGAUCAUGGGUCCCUUUACGGGCGUUUCGUCAAGAAUCACGAGCAAUCGACCAAGCGGAGCAAGCAGCGCAGUCCACGAUAUCAUGAAGAAGCGCGACAAGCCGUUUAAGACGGAGACUGAACGAGUCGUUGCUAAGAAGAGAAAGCUACACAUUCGCACCGCAUACAAGCAAGCCGUCCCACAAGGAUACAAGUUUCUACCCGUCGGCACACCUGAUCUGGCCGAGCGCUGCAAAGAGAUCUCGCGACAGAAGGGCUGCGAUGUCAAUGUCGUCAAUUCUAAACCUGCGACCAAGAAUGCAGAAGAUCCUGGUAAAGUUUCCCAUCACAUUGCCCGCAUAGGCUAUCAUUUUCGCUCAGAUAUCCUUGACGACGCCUGCCAGCAACUUGGUUACAUCUACUACCAUGGCGAGCUAGUUAAGGCAGCAGAACUAGAAGCCCAGCAGAAGGCUGCCCAACAGCAGAGCAUCUUGGCACAAACACUUGCUAAGUACGGCGUCGAUCCCAGCACAAUGGUGAAAGGCCAGGGACAUGAGGAUCCCAUCAGUGUCAAAGCAGCCAUCAAAGAGCUCUUUCCAAGGAUGCCCAGCUAUGACCUGGAGCAGAUUAUGCUCCACGCCUGGAAGAAGGGCAGUCGCCGUGUUGGGCUCAACAGCCAACUGGAUCUGCCUCGACGGGUACAGCUUGCAACCAUCGCCCGUAUUCGACAUGAGUACACAGACUACGAUCGUCUGCUACGAGCUUUCACGUGGUUCGAAGCGCGGGCGAUAGUCGAGCCGGACUGUCUGAGGAAGCUAAUCGAAUGGCGUGGUGAAACCGAGAAGGAAGACGAUGACCAAUUCGAAGAGAUCGUGCGUGAGACUAUCAUCAUCGAUGAUGAUGACGAUGAUGAUGACGAUGCAGAUUCUGUCACAGACCUUGACGCUGGUGAUACAAGCGAUGCGAGUGUGGAAAUUACUCAUCACGUCGUUGCUGACAUGGACUUUGGUGCAGAGAGCCACGAUGACCGACCACAUCGAAGAGUCGCACCUUAUCGCGCUCCCGUCCAGAGCCUUGAUCAGCGCAAUUUGCUGAAGCAGAAGAUUGGUAAUGCAAGGCAACAGCUUCGCGCUGGCGUGCCGAGCAGUCAUGGCCCUCAGCCGGCUGUCCACACGCCAAUACCUCCACAGAAUCAGAAUGAGGUUGUUCGUGUGGUAGUACAGCCUGACCAGUUUGGAACUUAUCCAUCCGAAGUCAUGGUGGGCGGUCAGCGUAUGCUUGUAGGACGGCCUCAGCCAUCGACGCCCAUCGCUCAGCCGCAUCUGUAUCAGCAGCCACCACAAACCCCUCCAGUAUAUGGCUACACACAUGCUGCAGCAGUGCCACAUCUGUCGACACACUCUGGCUAUGCACACCCAGCACCCACGAUUCGACAAGACAAUCAAGAAUUGUAUAAUCGGCCAGUACCUUCUAUCGAGAUUGAUGACAGCGCGCGUAGGACGGCAUUGAGCUCGCAACAGAUCUUCCGACCUGUGACGCCUGAUCAAGAACAUAUCAAGCGCCGGCGCGUGGAUGACCACCAGCCGAAUCGCAGCAUGGAGCACAUCGAUUUAACGAACGAACCUGAUUUACAUGAUCAGCGCCGCUUGCCAGCACAGCCGGAGAUCAUGGAUCUGAUCUCACCAGUUCGCAACAGCUACGUGAGUCACCGCAGUCCGUUUACGUAUGAUGCCAGAUCCGCCCAGAACGGCCAGGUGCAGCCUCAAAAGCCCAACAUUAUGUGGCCUGUCCCGAUACCACCACCUGGACCUGCUUCUGCACCCACUCACUACUCACACCAAUACGGCCACGCACGCCAGCCUAACGUGCAAUAUACUCAGCAAGUCAGUCCCGCAUAUCCUGUUCACGGCGCGCCUGCUCGUGUACAGCAAGCACCGAUUACUAGACCGCCGCCCUCGGCUCAUCUAGCUCAUCAACCUUUACACAACACGCCACACCCGGUUCAGUAUGCGAGCCAGAGCGGGAUUGUGAAUGCUCAGCCUCAGGAGCAGUAUCAUGCUGUUCACGAGCUCUCUUAUAGACAACCGCCGAGCCAAAAUGGCUCUAAUCAUAACCCAUUAACGGGACACUAUCAGCAACAGGAUCGCUAUUACCAUCGUUGA
Messenger RNA from Recurvomyces mirabilis, 2142 nucleotides. RefSeq lists its product as uncharacterized. NCBI's taxonomy places the organism in Eukaryota, Fungi, Ascomycota, Dothideomycetes, Mycosphaerellales, Teratosphaeriaceae. The coding region runs from base 1 to 2142 and encodes 713 amino acids. The record is from RefSeq and is a predicted model, not a curated record. The transcript is spliced from 4 exons.